Nannospalax galili (Upper Galilee mountains blind mole rat) is the source of this 1852-nucleotide messenger RNA. RefSeq names its product peripheral myelin protein 22 (gene Pmp22). Gene Ontology annotation, cellular component: plasma membrane. The coding region runs from base 231 to 713 and encodes 160 amino acids. NCBI's taxonomy places the organism in Eukaryota, Metazoa, Chordata, Mammalia, Rodentia, Spalacidae. The record is from RefSeq and is a predicted model, not a curated record. The transcript has 5 exons.
ACACACCCUACUGCAGCGACGCAAACAGGGCGUAGUUCCCGUUAAAGGGGAACGCCGGGAGCCUCCCACUGGCCCCUUGCAUCGCCCGCGCACGGUCCCGCAGCACAGCUGUCUUUGGGGACAUCAGCGACUCAGCAUUUACAGCCGAGUUUGUGCCUGAGGCAGCUCUGCUUGGAGACAGCCGUUCCAUUUGCACUGCAGAACUCCGCGGAGCCCCACUCGCAGCCACCAUGCUUCUGCUGUUGCUGGGAAUCCUGUUCCUCCACGUCGCAGUGCUAGUAUUGCUGUUAGUCUCCACCAUCGUCAGCCAAUGGCUGGUGGGCAAUGGACACACGAUUGACCUGUGGCAGAACUGUACCACGUCUUUCUCUGGAGCCGUCCAGCACUGCUACUCUUCAUCUGCGAGUGAAUGGCUGCAGUCUGUCCAGGCCACCAUGAUCCUCUCCGUCAUCUUCAGCGUCCUGUCCUUAUUCCUGUUCUUCUGUCAGCUCUUCACCCUCACCAAGGGAGGCCGGUUUUACAUCACUGGAUUCUUCCAAGUCCUUGCUGGUCUGUGUGUGAUGAGUGCGGGGGCCAUCUACACGGUGAGGCACUCUGAGUGGCAUGUCAACACUGAGUACUCCUAUGGAUUCGCCUACAUCCUGGCCUGGGUGGCCUUCCCCCUGGCUCUUCUCAGUGGCAUCAUAUAUGUGAUCCUGCGGAAACGCGAAUGAGGUGCCCGACGUACUGUCUGUCCAGGCUCUGAGCGUACACAGGGUACACAGGGAGGGAGGAAGAAAACCAAAAACCAGAAACCAACAUGCCAAAAAAGAGCUAGCCAAAAACCCAACUCAGCCAAACCAAACAGAAAGCAGUUGAGGGGUGAUUGCUGUUGAUUAAAGAUGUAUAUAAUAUCUAUGGUUUAUAAAACCUAUUUAUAACACUUUUUACAUAUAUGUACAUAGUAUUGUUUGCUUUUUAUGUUGACCGUCAGCCUCGUGUUGAACCUUAAAGAAGUAGCUAAAGAACUUUACAUCCUAACAGUAUAAUCAAGCUCAAUAUCUUUGUUUUUUGUUUUUUUUUUUUUCAUCUUUUGUUCUGCUCAGAAAUAAAAUAACUCAGUGUGGCCCCUUUCAUCUGAAAGAAGAUACCUCCCUCCCACCCAGCCUCAUAGAAAACCAAAAUGUGGGGACAAACCCUGAAUGCCCAAAGCCUUCACAUUGUGGGUGACCCGGUGCAUUUAGCAGGAAUGUCCACUCUCUGAAUCUCUGUGUGGAGCCCUAAGCACUCACAGAUCACAUGCCCCCAACUGGAGCCCUGGGCAGAAACACAGCUAGUGGCUCUGGAAUACUCGUCCCUGAAGGUGGAGUAUCUGGGUCAUGCGUUUAAAUGAGAAAUCGGUGACAAGGAAUCUGUGAAAUGGUGCUAUGGAUUUACCAUUCCUUAUUAUUACUAAUCAUCUAAACAACUCACUGGAAAUUCAAUUAACAAUUUUAUGACAUAAAAUAGAAAGAAGAUCAGAAUAAUUGUGUGUAAUAUAAAUGGUUUAUAACCGCUUUUGUACCUAGCUAGACUGCUAUUAUGCUAUAAUGAAUAAAUCUUGAAGCCUUCAUCACUCCCACAAUUCUCUUACGGUCGGAGCAUCAGGACAAGCGUCUAGAUCCUCGGGACUAUGAGUUCCCAGGCUUGCUGGGUCUAGGAUGUUCUAUGCCUCCAGGGACUGUCUGGCGAUGACUCAAAUUGGCCACCAACUGUAGAUGUAUAUACGGUGCCCUUCUGAUGCUAAGACUCCAGACCUUUCCUCUUUGCUUGUUCUGAUUUUAUACCAACUGUGUGGACUAAGAUGCAUUAAAAUAAACAUCAGAAUAACUAA